This is a messenger RNA of Fulvia fulva, 762 nucleotides long. RefSeq names its product UPF0641 membrane protein. Gene Ontology annotation, cellular component: membrane; endomembrane system. The coding region runs from base 1 to 762 and encodes 253 amino acids. The transcript has 5 exons. NCBI's taxonomy places the organism in Eukaryota, Fungi, Ascomycota, Dothideomycetes, Mycosphaerellales, Mycosphaerellaceae. The record is from RefSeq and is a predicted model, not a curated record.
AUGAGCGACAUGGCGGAAAAGGCAGCUGACAAGCUGCUCAAACACCACCCUCUCCAGCGGCUUCCGUCGCCCUCACGAGGAGCCUCGGCGGUGCUUCAUUCACUGGGCCUUGCAUCGUUCGCCUACUCCUUCUCAUACCUCGUGCGGAACCCGAAUCCAGUCAACGACUCUUAUGGCUGGCAUAUGCAAUACCUGACCAUCAUUGGUCUUGCAUUGGCGACUGCGACAUUCACCGUCGGCCUGCUGGCUGAUCUGACCUUAUCGCACCGCUUGUUCCAGCUCAAAAACUUCCUGAGUGUCGCCAGUGCGCCCAUCGAGUGUCUGAUCAGCGUGUUAUACUGGGGACUUCGUGCUAUCGACCCAAGUCUCGUCCUCCCUGACUGGGCUCCACCGAUUGCCUUGCCAGCCGAUCUUUCCUUCCACGCCGUGCCAUCCAUCUCGCUCGUCGUCGACCUAUUGUUCUUCUCGCCUCCAUAUACCAUUGCCUUCCUUCCUGCAUUCGGACUGAGUGGUGUCAUUGCAUUUGGAUACUGGUUCUGGAUCGAGCGAUGCUACCGCUUCAACAAUUUCUAUCCCUACCCGAUCUUUGAGAUUCUCACCACCACACAGCGGAUCGGGCUGUUCGGCUUCUCAGCUCUGCUGAUGACUACCGCUACCGCGUCCCUUGUCUGGCUGUAUGGCUAUAUCAACGGGAAAGAGCUGGAGAACACGAGCAAUGGCGAUCUGCAUAGAACGAAGAGCGGGAACGUGAAAGGAGAGUAA